Molecule: messenger RNA, 2421 nt
Organism: Magnusiomyces paraingens
Lineage: Eukaryota; Fungi; Ascomycota; Dipodascomycetes; Dipodascales; Dipodascaceae
Exons: 1
Coding region: 1-2421 (806 amino acids)
Biological process (GO): ribosome biogenesis; pseudouridine synthesis; box H/ACA snoRNP assembly
Cellular component (GO): sno(s)RNA-containing ribonucleoprotein complex
Molecular function (GO): RNA binding
Source: RefSeq, a predicted model, not a curated record
AUGAAUGAUAAUAUUAAACCGGUCGAUGAUCAAAGUCUGAAUAGCUUUGAGUCGGCCCUUCCAAUACAGACAGAGUCUGAUGCCAACUCUGCAAUUUCUAGUAAUGAGCCUGCAACUGCAGUUACCAACACCAAGAAAGAACCAGAUGAUAUUGUUACUACACUCGAAGCAAGUGGUGAAAAUUUAAAAGUUUCUGAUAAAGGAAAUGCUAGUUUUGUUUCUGAUGAUGAUAAACCUUUAGACAGUAAUGAUAAGUCAAAACUCGAGACAGAAACAACCCCCAAGAGUGUAACCAAUCCAAUUAAUAAAAGCGAUGCUGCGGAAGCUCUUUCACCUUCUCUUGAGCCACAUUCUACAGAUGAUAGUGAUUAUGAGCCUUCUACAAAUCAAGCCAUUUCUUCUAUACCUGGUUCUGUAACAGUAGUCCCAUCUGUUUCAAUAAGUUUGGAGGAAGUCGUGGAGCCAGCACUAUCAGUUACAGAAAAACCUAUUAGUGAUGAUUCUACAAAAGAAGUGGAUAAACAAGGAGCAAAAGCUGUUGAAAAGACUGAUCUUGAAAUAACGACUGAAUCUACAUUUAAUUCAGAUAGGGAUCCGGCACAAGCAGAAAUAAAGGCAACACCCGAAUUAACAGAGGAACUGGCGGCCAAGGAAUCAACAGUUCCUACUGGUGAAAAAGUCUUAAAUAAUACCCUUAAAUCCACGGAGGAGAAUACUAGUGAAGUAACAGUGGAUUAUAAUGAACAAGAAAACUCGAUACCAACUGAAAAGGCCAUGGAUGAUAUUGAUAGAGCACUUAAUAAUGAGGAUGUUGUAUAUUCAUCAGAUGAGGAAGGUAGGAUUUCUUUGCCACAUGCUAGUUCUGUAAAUGAUUUAUCUUCUAAAGUCAAUAUCGAAAAGAAAGAAACUGAUUCUUUGUCUGAUUCUUCUUCGGAUUCCUCUAGUUCAGAUUCUGAUUCAGAUUCCGACUCGGAAGAUUCUGAGGUCGAAUCUGAGGCAGGUUCCAAUGGCGAUGAUGCUGAAGCUGAAGAUGAGUUGAGUCAAAGCAAAACUAAUAAACGGAAAAAUAAAAAGGGAAAUGCUGAUAGAGCCGAUUUUGAGGAUGAUGAAGAUGACUAUGAUUCUAAUGAGCCUUUAAAGACUAUAAAUGAAAUAGUUGAUGAGCCAGCACCUAAACUACCUGAAAGUUUGGUAUUAAAUGAAAACACACAAAUUGAGUAUGCCGGUACAGUUUUUACAGUAUCCGAAAAGUCAUUAGUUAUUUCAGCGGGUGUGUCGGGCGAGUUUCGUAUUCUUAAUGAGAAUUCAGUUUUUUGUUUUGAAGAUAGAACACCAAUUGGUGUUCUUUAUGAAACAUUUGGUCGCAUUCAGUCACCGAUGCAUAUGGUUAAGUUUGAUAGCCCAGAACAGGCACUACCAUUUAAGUCGAGGAUUGGGGAAAAGGUUUAUUAUAUUGUUUCGAACUCAUCUUUCAUAUUGACUGACACCAUCAAGAAAAUAAAAGGAUGUGAUGCAAGCAACAUUCAUGACGAAGAAAUCCCGGAAGAGGAACAGGAGUUUUCCGAUGAUGAAAAGGAACGUGAAAGAAAACAAAAACAAAAACAAAAUAAAAAGAAGAAAAAAAGAAGUAAAAAGGGAAAUAAUACUAAGAAUGGUAUGCUACCUGAAGAUGCAGACAAUGACGCAGUUACCUCUAGUGACAAUGUCACUGGUAGCAGUGUACCUCAAACAAGCCAGAAGCGUCAGAAUGAUUUACAAGAUUCUCAAGAGCAACCAAAUCGCAAACAACGAAGAUCUAAUAACUAUAAAAAUGGAUUUCCCAAUCGAAUGCAAGAGUACAAUCAACCAGUUACUCUGGGAUCUUUUCCACAACAACCAUAUUCAUCUCAGCAGCAAUAUCAACAACAAUAUGAUGGAAGACCGAUGGGCUAUGGGCCACAACCAACUCCUGGUCCAUAUUGGGGCCCAGCUGGAGGAUCUAAUGGUUCAAUUUCAGCUAAUCAAAUACCACCUGAGCAACUUCAAUUAUUACAGCAAUUAGCAUCACUUCAAAACCAGCAGCAAAGUGGAUACAAUUAUGGGAAUUCUGGGCUUAAUUAUGUAAAUAAUGGAGGAAAUAUGGGUUAUCAAAUGCCCUCGAUGAACAUACCUAAUGCAGCAUCAUUGAUUAUGAAUGCAGUAGGGUCUAAUAACAUUUUGGCCUCGCUUGGGCUUCAAAAUCAAGUCCCUCAUUAUAGUCAGCAACAACAACAACAACAACAACAACAACAACAACAACAACAACAACAACAACAACAACAACAACAACAACAACAACAACAACAACAACAGCAACAGCAACAGCAACAGCAACCUCAAUAUAAUAACUCUUCUGGAAGUUAUGGCAUGCAACCUAAUGAAGAUGAUGUAGAUGAGAAUUGA